CAUGGCGAACACUGGCAGCGGCUCUCUCGCGACUAUUCUCUUUUUAUUCAUGCUUCAAGCGGCUCUUCACAAAGGAGCUGCACAGGACCCAGUGGUGAGUCAGAACCUGGUGACGGACAAUGUGUCUGUGGUGGAGGGCGAGAUGGCGAUCAUCAGCUGUCGGGUGAAGAACAACGACGACUCGGUCAUCCAGCUGCUCAACCCCAACAGACAGACGAUCUACUUCAGAGACAUGAGACCACUGAAAGAUGUUCGCUUUCAGCUGGUGAACUUCUCAGACAACGAGCUGCGGGUGUCUCUGUCUAAUGUCUCGCUGUCAGACGAGGGUCGAUAUGUUUGCCAGCUCUACACAGACCCCCCGCAGGAAGCCUACGCUGACAUCACUGUGCUAAUUCCUCCAGGUAACCCCAUCAUCGAAGCGCGGGAUGAGGUCCUGAGCGAGGGCAACGAGACAGAGAUGACCUGCACUGCCAUGAGCAGUAAGCCUGCCGCCACCAUCAGAUGGAUGAAGGGAGAUAAAGAGCUUCCAGGCAAGCCCAGAGUUGAGCUGACCUACGACAAGAUGUACACAGUAACCAGCCGGCUGACAUUCACCGUCAGUAAAGAGGAUGAUGGAGUACCUGUGGUUUGCAUCGUAGACCACCCUGCAGUCAAGGACUUCCAAGCACAGAGAUACCUGGAGGUGCAGUACAAACCAGAGGUGAAGAUCGUGGUGGAGUUUCCUCAGGGUCUGACCAGGGAAGGAGAGAACCUGGAACUGACGUGUCAGGCCAAAGGCAAACCCCAGCCUCAGCGGGUGAACUGGGUGAAGGUGGAUGAUGAUGUGCCGUCCCACGCCGUCAUCACUGGCGGUGAUCUGUACAUCGAAAAUCUAAACAAGUCCUACAACGGGACCUAUCGCUGCGUUGCCGCCAACUCGGUGGGGGAGUCUUUCGACGACUACAUCCUCUACGUCUAUGAUGCUCCCACCACUACCCCUAUACCCACCACAGCCACCACCACCUCCACCAUCAUCACCACCACCAUGUCCUACCCCGAAGGCAAUCCAGACACUGCGCCCAGCACUGAACCUGCAGCUCAUGAUUCUCGAGCUGGAGAAGGAACACCCAGAACGGUGGACCAUGCAGUCAUCGGUGGAGUGGUGGCCGUGGUCGUCUUCGCCAUGCUGUGUUUACUCAUCGUCUUGGGGCGCUACUUUGCGAGACACAAAGGUACCUACUUCACACACGAAGCCAAAGGAGCGGAUGACGCCGCAGACGCAGACACAGCCAUCAUCAACGCAGAGGGAGGCCACACCAACUCGGACGAAAAGAAAGAGUACUACAUCUAAUCAAACAGGACCCCUCACUACGGUGUCCUCUUUGGGACACUAAGCUGUUUCUGGGGCUUGGGCGUGGGGGGAGGACGGGGAAGGGAGGGAGGGGGGUAUGAGUUGGUUCACUUUUAGCGCGAGUAGAUGGGUCAAAGAGAGAGACGGGGUUUUAAAGAAAGGCCUGGUUUUAAGCCGUUGUUUAGUCUAGUCUGCAGAUGUAGAUGGAAUGUUUUGUGUGUAAAAAUAUUAAAAAUCAAAAAAGGACAAAAAUUUGGGAGGGUCCGGGGGUUUUCGGUAAAAUAAGAAGGGGUUUUGGGGGGGGGGGGGGGGGGGGGACUGUGCGCCAGUCGUUGCCAGAAAUCACUGUAGAGAGCUUCACCAUUCAACACCUCCCUAACUGCUGGUACGAAUUUUAUUUAGUUCAACCAUUUGCAGAAAAUUCUGUGCCUUGUUCUAUCCAUACUUUGGAUUUGUGUUGAUCCUCAUUUGCAUAACCUUGUUGCUUCCCCUUUCCCCUGUUUCAUCUUUCCCACUCAUAAUUAUCGAUGUGCUGUUGGCUUUUGUAUGAGGGUAAAAAUUACACAGCCACUUUAUUCAUUUCCCUAAAUGUGUCUGCACACACACACACACACACACACACACACACACACACAAACACACACACGUCCUCUCCUGCAUAACAAAAACUCUCUUUCCAGUAUACUGUGAUUUGUCUCAAGCCAUUACUUCCCUCUCUCGUUUUUUCCUUGAAUAUUUUGACAGCUCCAAAAAUGCAUGGAAUGCUUUACAUAUCAUUGUAUAAAGGACAUAAAUGAGAAACAGGUUUGAUGUACUGUACACGCCCCACCUGUCCCCUCCUAAAAGAACAACCACAUUCAAAUCAAAAAGAAGGCAGCAAACAAUAACAUGACAAGAUUUUAUCGGGAAUAUUCAUCUAAUUCAUGUUUUGAAACCUCAAUUUGUUUUUCAGAACACAUCUCCCACAGCCUCUUUAACAAUUACCUGUCUUAGUAAAGCAAAGUAAUACAUUAUUUUUCCUCUCUGUGCUGCCAUUUCAUUAUGAUUCCUCAGUUCAGCGCUAUUUUCCUUCUAUUACGCUGAAUGGAAGCUCUGUUUUUCCUCCAGCUUUUAUUGAGUUGUAGUGAUGAGAUUCAAAUGAUUUCCAUCUGCUCUCACUCGAGAAUAUUUUGUCUUACAAAUGGGAGAGUAAGGAAAUGUAAAUUGUUUUAAAAAUGCUUUUUGGCAGACUCUCAGUCAAGAUGCCUCAGUAAUAAAAGGCUGUUGAAAAAAAAAAACAUUGAGGAUUUAUGUUGGCCACCAGCAGCCAAAAGAUGCUGGUUUUACUGUACAUAACUUUACAAAAAGAAACAAACCCCGAAAUGAGACACAGUCAAAUUUAUUUUUGGAACACAUACGCUGCACAAACAGAAAAAAAGAAAGGUCAUGCAGUCCAGGUUUUCCCAUCAGAGGGUCAUGUUAUCUCAUGAAAACACAAUCCAAUGUAAAUCAAGCCAACGGAAUCACUGCUGUAUUGUACACUAAUCCUUACUAAGAAAUAUUUUUUACAACUUACUAGAACUACAAUGGAGUACCUUUGUGGAUUUUAUCGUAUCACGCUCAUUGUGAGUUUUGUCAAUCAAGCAAAUGUUUGGGAAACUAAAUGUCUUGAACCUGAAAUGCUGAGAGACGGGCCAGGCUUUCCACUCCCAUCACACCUUCUGAAUCUUUAUUUUGCUUUAGUGCAGCAGCUUGAGUGCUUAAACGUGAUCAUUUUUUGCAUGUGUGUACGUGCUGAAACUCAUUCCCUCUGCUUCUCUGUCUUGCUUUAUGUAUCACCUGCCAAAACUGAAUGAGGAUCUGUUUUGCCGUGCCAGCUGGGGAGCACUGAGGAAUGCCAAAAGUAAUUAAUUGUUUGUAACUGAAGUUAAUACACAUGUUGUGCUCGGUGGUGGGUUGCAUUAAUGCCCUGGCUUCUUAACAUGGCAAUGAGGGUUGUAUUCAUGGCAUUGUUUGUCAUUGUUAUGUGUUCACACAGCAAGCAGCUCGCUAAAUGAGCCCGUACUCCGCUCGACAGCUGCGGGUGGAUUAGGGUGGAGGUCUGAGUUUCAGUGUUUGUCUUCAAAGUUCAAAAACAUUAAAAAGGAAGGAUCAGUGAGACGGACAUACGUAUCUGUGAUCCAUUUGCACACUGUACGCUUCAACGUCCAGAUUAAGAACAUUUUGUGCAAUUUACAAAUCAAAUUGCAGCUUAAAUUCAAAACUUCAUUUGAGAACAAUCCAUUUUUAUUAAGCAUUUGGUAAAUAUAAGUAUUCUUAUUCAUUUAUUAUAUUGUUUAUUGGAUGCCGUUAAAGGUAAACAUACCAUGUUUUAGUUUUAGCUCAUCUGCUUGAAGAAGUUACUGUAACCUUUUGAAGACUGUUUUGCAUGUCUUUAAUGUCAAAUGAUGCGUUCCAUAAACUAGAAGACUGUGAAAAGACUUCUAAAGGACUUUGAUCUGACACCCCCUCACAUCUACAGAUGAUGUGUCAAGAUUUUGCAAAGGCUGGGGAUCUAGAAGGGUCAUUAACUGCAAGACUACAGCAAGAGUCAUAGCGCCUUUUGGGGCAGUGGUUAUCUAGUUAGUUAGCUAGCUAUAGCAUGGGAGAUUUCGUGGGCUGCAGUCAUUUCUAUCUACUCUUUCUCCUUUUCCAUGCAUGUUAAAGAGGCAUUUUAAACUCUCUUAACAACUCCACCAGUUUCCUUUCUUUUUCCAAAGGCCUCCCGCCAUGUUUGUUUUGCUAGAUUGCUGCUGGCAAGAGUGCCCCUAUUGGUUGUUGAAGGUCAUGUCAUUGAAUGUCAUUUUUUUGCAUGAGAAAAGAAUAAACAUCUGCAGUGAUAUUAAACACUAGGACAAGAUAAAGACUGCCUUAAAACAGCCCAGAUUGAGUUUUCCCACCUUACACCAAACAACCAGGAUCAUGAGAGCGCACCGAAGCCCAACUAAUGAUUGUACUCUUGACUCUGUGUUACUGUAGCUUGUAGUCUGCUGAGUUCUCAUUAUCACUCAUUUACUCAGUGUUCUGGUUUUCUAUCACACUCCAGUAGUUGGAUGAAGUAAUUCUUUGGGACGUAGCAGAGUUGCUUGUUGUGUGGACAUUCAUAUCCAAGAUUCAAGACUUCAUUGCCAUGUUUAUGCAUUUCGCUGUAAUUUGUCAAUGUGCACCUCAGAUUGCAACACAUUAUCAAUACGAUAGCUUUAAUAUAUCAUAGUCAUGCAUGAAGACAGCAUUCUGUCUGUCCAUACUCAAACCUUCUGGAGCAUAACACAUCUGUUGCUAAGUAUUUUUCUGCGAUUUUUAAAAACAGCCAGUGGGGUGGGUGGGAGCUGCGGGCAUAUUUUUAGCUUCUUCAUAGGAUGUGACAGUCGUAGUUGCGGGCUACAGGAGCGAUGUUGCAAACAUAGAUCCCAGAGGCUGUGUCCAACUCUCUCCAACGUUUUCUUCUUCUGUGAAAAACUUGAUUUUGAUUUAAAAUUCUGUACUCACAAAGGAAUUACCACUAAGUUAACACUGUAUGCUGAUGACACUGUUUUGUCUUUGUUACGUGGACGGGUGAGGGUGGGGGAGGGGUUCAGAUUAGGUUAGAUGUUUUCAGUCUGGUGUCUGAUGAAACUAUUAACUGACUUGUUAUUGUUGCUUUAUGAAUCACAGAGCAGAUGUCACUUCAUCUGUAAGACUGAGAUUGUGUGAUAUGUAUUUUACAGUGAGCACUAUUUCGCUUCAGUGACGUGGCAGCUUCCAUUUAAACCAGACUUCAAAAUAUGUACUUGCAAUAAAGGAACAGAACUGAACAUUGUCUUCUCCCUUAAGGCUGACGCAUUGAUAUUUUAUUGGUGAAUAUUAAACUUUUUGGGGGGGGAUUGAUCCGCAGGGGUGUUUUUCUAUUUUUCUUUCGCUUUUCAAAAGUUUGGAUAUAAAAAGGAACACAAAUAAAUCAUGAACAAACUGAAAGUUUCAUUUGAGCAUGAUUAUAUAUUCAGAAAUGUUGAGGGUUCAAUUUGAAGUAAACAAAAGUAUGAUCUUUUAGGUUUUUAUAAGCAUUAUUUAUUUUAUUUGAUGCCCUGUAAAGUAAAAAAAAAAAAGAACGACUUAGAUAUCCCCACAUUGAAUUCUUUUGAUAACGUCGUGUCUCUGGUUCAUGCGUUGCUGACCGAUGUGACUGCACCUCAGGUAGAAUGCAAAGUUAGGCCCCACCUUUUAAUGACAUGCUAGCAAGUACAAUGUAUCUUCAUCCAAUCAAGUGCAACACAUUACUUUAGAUCCAAGAGGGAAAUUGGUGAUAUUUUGCAUAUAUGUUGUACAUGUUUUCUGUAUUUUUCUUAAUAUUUGGUGCACUGUAAACGAUGUGUUGAGUAUUGCUUUGUGUUGACAUAGGUCAUAAAAAGUUCACUGUUUAUUGGAAUGAAGCCGGAUCAGAAACUUGUUGUGGCUGUACUACUGUCACUUUCAACACACCACCGCCUUUUGGAAGCUUGUUUGAUUCCCGAAAAAGUUUGAUUGUUUCACCAGUCAUUGUUUUUAGAUUGAUUCUUUUUUGUCUCUCUGCUGUUCUUGGGAAAUGUUAAUGUGUAUCAAUGGAGAAAAGGAGUUCCACAUUCCCAUACACAUUUUGUAUUGGUUCAUAAAUAGACAUUUUUACAAAACAAUGAAGAGUUCUUGUCUUAAUAAAAAAGAAAAGAUAUUAAUGUCCAAAAAUAA
Molecule: messenger RNA, 6049 nt
Organism: Notolabrus celidotus (New Zealand spotty)
Lineage: Eukaryota; Metazoa; Chordata; Actinopteri; Labriformes; Labridae
Gene: cadm1a
Product: cell adhesion molecule 1a
Exons: 12
Coding region: 2-1330 (442 amino acids)
Biological process (GO): susceptibility to natural killer cell mediated cytotoxicity; detection of stimulus; cell recognition
Cellular component (GO): plasma membrane; synapse; neuron projection
Molecular function (GO): signaling receptor binding
Source: RefSeq, a predicted model, not a curated record